GUAUCCUGAGGAAGCAAAGAAGAACAACUUCCGCAAAUCACAGCGAUUACCAGGGGGUGUUGAUGUUAGCGCAAAUCUAGGUUAGCAUUAGCACUGUAUACAUAUGUGCAGUCACUUCUCUAAAUGUUGCUAUGAAUUAAGACCAGACUUCCCUCUUCGAUUAACGACGUCUCGCGGCUGUUUGACGGAGAGGUGUCAGACAUGUAUACCUCGGGGAAAUACAGCUCGCGGGGCCCUGCUCUCAUCCCGCGGAUGAAAACCAAGCACCGCAUCUACUACAUCAUCCUCUUCUCUGUGGUGCUGCUUGGACUGAUCGCCACCGGGAUGUUUCAGUUUUGGCCCCACUCGAUCGAGUCCACAGCUGAUUGGACCCUCGAUAGGCACAGUGUUCACGACGCACCUCUCAUCCGACUGCCCGUCUCCAGUCCCAUACCUGAGAGGGGUGACCUCAGCUGUCGCAUGCACACCUGCUUUGAUGUAUACAGGUGUGGCUACAACCCUAAGAAUAGAAUUAAGGUUUAUAUCUACCCGCUGCAGAGGUUUGUGGAUGAUUUAGGGGUUCCCAUCAGCAGCACGGGACUGUCUCGAGAAUACAAUGACCUGCUCAGCGCCAUUUCUGACAGUGACUUUUACACAGAUGACGUUACCAGGGCUUGCCUUUUCAUCCCAUCUAUUGAUGUACUAAAUCAGAAUUCCCUUCGUAUAAGAGAGACAGCCCAGGCUCUGGCAAUGCUACCCAGAUGGGACAAAGGGAUGAAUCACCUCCUUUUCAACAUGUUACCUGGAGGCCCUCCUGACUACAAUACUGCCUUGGACGUGCCCAGGGACAGAGCGCUGCUGGCUGGAGGUGGUUUCUCGACAUGGACCUACAGACAGGGUUAUGAUGUCAGCAUUCCAGUUUACAGCCCCCUUUCUGCAGAUGUUGACCUGGCUGAGAGACAGCCUGGCCCUCGGCGCUACUUUAUUCUUUCUUCACAAACUGCUAUUCACCGCGAGUACCGAGCCGAACUGGAGCGAUUGAAAGAAGAAAAUGGAGAAGCGGUGCUUCUUCUGGACAAGUGUAGCAACCUCUCCCAGGGUGCUGCCUCUGCACGAAAACGAUGCUACAAAGGGCAGGUGUACGACUACCCACAGAUCCUGCAGGAGUCGUCAUUCUGUGUGGUUUUGAGGGGGGCACGUUUGGGUCAGGCUGCCCUCAGUGAUGUGCUGCAGGCUGGCUGCGUUCCCGUCAUUCUAGCUGACUCCUACAUUCUGCCGUUCUCUGAAGUACUUGACUGGAAAAGGGCAUCUGUGGUUAUUCCUGAGGAGAAGCUGUCAGAGAUGUACACAAUCCUAAAGAGUAUUCCUCACAGACAGGUUGAAGAAAUGCAGAGACAGGCACGCUGGUUCUGGGAGGCCUACUUCAGCUCCAUGAAGGCUAUUGGCUUGACAACACUCCAGAUCAUCAAUGAUCGCAUCUACCCAUAUGCUGCACGUACUUACGAGCAGUGGAACCAUCCACCUGUGGUGAAGUGUUCCAGUGUAAACAGCCCCCUGUUCUUGCCACUCAUCCCACCAAGGACUCCUGGAUUUACAGCUGUGGUGCUAACCUACGAUCGUGUUGAGAGUCUUUUCCGGGUCAUCACAGAAAUCUCCAAGGUGCCUAGCUUAGCUAAGCUACUGGUGGUGUGGAAUAAUCAGAACAAGAGUCCUCCUGAGGAAUCUCUUUGGCCAAAGAUCAGUGUCCCGCUCAAAGUUGUGCGAACCAAAGAGAAUAAAUUGAGCAACCGUUUCUUCCCCUAUGAUGAGAUUGAGACCGAAGCUGUGCUAGCCAUUGAUGAUGACAUCAUCAUGCUGACAUCUGAUGAACUGCAGUUUGGCUACGAGGUUUGGAGGGAGUUUCCAGACAGGCUGGUGGGCUACCCAGGGCGGCUGCACCGCUGGGACCAUGAGAUGGGAAAGUGGAAGUAUGAGUCGGAGUGGACCAAUGAAGUCUCCAUGGUUCUAACUGGAGCUGCCUUUUACCACAAGUACUUCAACUAUUUGUACACAUAUAAGAUGCCAGGAGACAUCAAGAACUGGGUGGAUGCUCAUAUGAACUGUGAAGAUAUUGCAAUGAAUUUCCUGGUGGCUAACAUCACAGGCAAAGCCCCCAUAAAGGUGACCCCAAGGAAAAAGUUCAAGUGCCCUGAAUGUACUGCCAUUGAUGGACUGUCACUGGAUCAGACACACAUGGUGGAGAGAUCUGAGUGCAUCAACAAGUUUGCCUCCGUUUUUGGGACGAUGCCUCUGAAGGUGGUGGAACACCGUGCAGAUCCGGUGCUCUAUAAAGAUGACUUUCCAGAGAAGCUAAAGAGCUUCCCCAACAUCGGCAGCCUCUGACCAGCCAGCAAAGGAUGUUUGGGCCUCCUCAGAGCCUCAGCACUUACAGACACGCAACCAACAUUGUCUUCUGUUGUCAAGACUUCAGUAUUCAGACUGAAGUGGCACAAGCUUGUGUGCCCUCUCAGUUUAAGUGACUUUUGAUUUCACAUUGAAUUGAAUGACAUCAGACUAAUGUCUUAAAUCAGUUUGUUUUUUGGGAUUAAAGUAAAAGUUAUUGUACAACAUUUACCAAGCAUUUACUGCUGCCGAGGGUCACCCUGAGUCUGACAUUUGACGGACAGGCCGACUGAUUGCAGGUUUUUGGUCCCUCACUGUUACUGUUUUGGAGCUGGAUGCUUUGGGCUCCAGCUACUCUAGAAUCAGUGUAUACAGUGUAUAUAUUUGUAUUUUGCAGCAGUGCUGUAUAAUUUAUGAUUCUCCAACUCGAACUUUCUUUUCUUGUUUUUCCUUCUUUCUAAAAGCUGCCAUGGGACACUGUUUUAGCUGUACAAUAUGAAAAGAGUAAUAAAUGUUGAUGUUAACAUUAUAUAUAACAAAAUGAUUAAAUGACAUAUCUGCAUACACUUUAUUCAUGAUAUACACUGCUUUACACAAUCACAGUGGACCAUUCUGCAAAGCUGGCACCGUAAAUCUAAACUUUAGAGUGACUGAUUUUUAAAAAAAAGGGUGAUGUCGGGCUACUGGAGCAUUUCACUGUAACUGUAAUUUUACACCAACUGAGCAAGCCUUUCAUUGUAUUUAUAUAUAGAAAUGUAAGAAAAAUUGUGACGCUUAUCGAAGCAUCCAAGGCAUUUCAUGAGUUGUGUAUUGAGCACUACAUUAGCACAGAAGACACUGUUUGUACUGGUUCACAAAUCCACAUUUUUUCCAAAUGGAUGUGUGUAAACUGUUUAUUUUUUAUUUGCUCAUCUAACCUGUUGUGUACGUUUCUGUUUUUGACCUUUUUGUCACUACUUGCUCCAGUUAGAUUAUUAAGGCUGUAAAUCUGAGAGCAGUGCAGUCUUUUAAGAUUUUUUUUUUUUAAUUCCUUAUUGAUUUCACAAGGUCAGUGAAAUUGUUUUACAUUUUUGACUGUUUAUGCGUCUAACUGUAUAUAUGACUUUGUAAUACAUUAUAAGUAAAGACCUGCACAACCACCUA
Archocentrus centrarchus (flier cichlid) is the source of this 3504-nucleotide messenger RNA. It is a transcript of the gene ext2, whose product is annotated as exostosin glycosyltransferase 2. Gene Ontology annotation, molecular function: glycosyltransferase activity. NCBI's taxonomy places the organism in Eukaryota, Metazoa, Chordata, Actinopteri, Cichliformes, Cichlidae. The record is from RefSeq and is a predicted model, not a curated record. Gene Ontology annotation, cellular component: membrane.